Messenger RNA from Oppiella nova, 696 nucleotides. Lineage: Eukaryota; Metazoa; Arthropoda; Arachnida; Sarcoptiformes; Oppiidae. The record is from the annotation of a GenBank genome assembly.
AAUAUACUUAAAUAUAAAUAUUUGUUUUAUUAGUAAUUUAUCGUCCAAUUCAAAUUAAUAUCUCAUGAAUUUGUUUUAUGAUGGCUUAUAGGUCCUAUCAUAAUACCAGACUGGGACAUAUUACUGUAUAAUAACACAUUUAAGUAUGAGUACAGUAAUGACCGAAAAGUGGACCUGUAUUGCAGUUUUCCCCGAACCAAUUACAUCACAUUAUACUCGAUUAAAAUGUAUAAAAACACAACCUUGUUAUACUCGAUAAUUAUGACAAACAACAAUGGUACGGGGUGUUUAUCAACGAGCUCUGCCCGACAAAUGGACUCAACUAUACGCCUACAUCAAGAUCACGUGGUCAUAACCAUACCUCACCCCACCGAUACGACCAUGGGCAAUUAUUCGUGUCAAUUCAAUUACCUGGAUAUUACCCAUAAUUCCCAAUUAAUUUAUUCCUCUUUACUGAAUAUAUGCAAUAAGAAAUCGUGCACUCGUUUGCAUAUCCGACAGGGCACGAUCAGCCCUUAUACCGGUAAACAGGAUUAUAACCACGAUAAUUAUACAUACUAUGAAUCGUGUGUGUAUAGCACAAACGGGAGUGCCCAGGUGACAUUAGUUACCGCUGAUAGCACAAACGGGAGUGCCAAGGUGACAUUAGUUACCGCUGUGUUUAGUGCAUGCUUACUUAUGCUCGCGCUCACUUAA